UUGUUUUCUGUAUUCAUUCAAUCUAAAGCCCUAAUCGUUUUUGGGGAAAAUUUCUGUCUGGUAAUAUUGUAACUUAUUUUGCCGAAACAUGAAUUAUAGUUAGAUCCUAAUUCAGUUCAUAGUUUUUGGUUAUCUAGGAGAUGAAUUAACAAUACGAUCAUACUGAUUUUUAUGUAUUGUAUUUGCUAUACUGUUGGAUCUUAGAGUCAAGUAAUGUACUUGUUUCCACUAGACGUUUCUGUAAAUGUUAGGAAUGAGAAAACCAUGAGACUGAUCUUGUUUAUUAUCCAUAUUAGUAUUAUAUUAUAUUAGGAUAAACAAAGCGUUUAUAAUGUAGGUUUUAUCAUAUCAGUGCUUAUGUAUAAACUAUUUCUAUAACAAAAGAUAAAAUAAUGUUUAAGUGUUUUCGUAUAAGCUAUAAGCUGAUUUCAUAGGCUAUCAUGGAGAGCUUAUGGAUAUAAGCUGAAAACAACUUAUGGAUAUGUCUCAAGCUGUUUCUAUAAACUCUGCUAAACAGUCUCGCAAGUGCUUAUGUCAAUGGAUAGGCUAAAUAAACUAAUUCAAACAGACCCUUAUUGAAAUGGCUGAUAUUGAAAACAGGUAUUGUUUUGAAGCAAGCGAGGAUGACAAAGAAGGGAAAAGGCCACAGCAAUGUUGGAAAGGAUGCCUUGGUAGAUACAUUAGUGGUUCUAUCAGAUGAUCUUGUGCAAGUUGUUGCUAAGGGAGUAACGCUUCCUGCAGAUGGUGUUGGUGGAAAUAUAACUGGUGAUGAAGAGGAAGCAGUUACACACAAGGUUUGUUGUUCUGAGAGGCGUCCGAUGAAUGCAAAACAGGUUAAUCAAUCAAGACAAGCUGAAGAUAACAACUCGAAAAGGAAACCCGAUGACUGCAGGCAGAAGUUUGAAUUCAAUAACGAAAAAAAUGAUGAAAAGAUUCAAAGCCUUGAUUCGCACCAUGAAGUUGAUACAUGUCUUGGCCAAGUUGAACCUGUUGAACGUGGAAGCGCUAAAAUGACACCGAGUCCUUCUGAUGAUGGUUUAUUCUGCAAUAAUGCAUCUGCACCUGACAAAGCCAAUGACCAAGGUAGUGAAAGGUCUACUUCAGCAGAUUCUACUUCUACCCGUUCCACCCUAAGUGAAGAACUCAACGAAGCAUCACAAAGUUUUCCAGCGAAAUCUAUUGAAAAAACUGCUCCUAGGGUUACAGAUCGUACCAGAAAUGCGAAGGAAUUUAAGCUCAACCCAGCUGCCAAAAUUUUCUCGCCCUCUUUUACAUAUCCUAUAUCAGCAACUUCUGCUGUACCAACAGCUGCAAACAUGGUUUACAUACCAAAUAGCUCUCCUCCGCUACCUGUUCAACCAGAAGUUGGAUUCAAUACUUUUGCUUCUCGGCCCACUGUGCCUGUUAAGGUUUCACAGUAUGGUAAUAUGACAGUUGGAAAUGCUGGCAGCGGUUCUCAAUUCUCACAACCUAUUGUUGGCCAAUUGGCACAUAGGACACAACCUCUUCAGUAUGCUGCACAUUACACUCCAGUUUUAUCUGAACCUGCUUAUAUGCAACCAAACUCUCCUGCUGUUAUGGUUGGACGAUCCACCCAAUUAGUCUACGUUCAGCCGGUUUCCCACGAAUUCGUUCACGGUGUAACGGCUCCAUUCUCAACUCGCCCCCUGUUGAAUCAUGUGCAAUUUCCAAAGCAUCAAGGAGGAACAAUUAAUCAAGGAAUUCCGGUUUGUAUGCCCCCAACAGUCAUAACAACCGUGCAACAACAACCCUUUGCUAUUCAAAGCCACAUUCCAGUUUUGCAACCUGGCUUUUCUGUACCUAGACCUAUUUCAGUCCCAGGACCAAAUGGUUUCUACGGCACUAAGUUUUCAUGAAACUUUCAUUCAGAUUCUUGUGUUAUAUCUCCCUCUCCCUGAGUUAAAGCUCAUUUUUCUUUUCCAUUUUUUAAUUAAUUGUUAUAAAAAUUUUGUCUGGUCUCAUUUUUCUCCCUUCUCUCUGUGAGAAGUGUAUAGUAGCUUUGUGUUGGCUACCUUAGAAAUUUUAGAGUUAUACAUUUUUAGAAGAAAUUUUUUGAGUCCUUGUGUGAAAGUAAGGUACCAAGGUUCAAUUCUUAUUUUGGGAAUUGAGGAAAGAUUUUUCCUUUUGGGGUUGAUAUUGUAUGUUUUGGCAAUUGCACUUAAAUGGGUUCAAAUUUUUUUGAUAACUGUCAUUGUUGUAAAGUA
Molecule: messenger RNA, 2225 nt
Organism: Cicer arietinum (chickpea)
Lineage: Eukaryota; Viridiplantae; Streptophyta; Magnoliopsida; Fabales; Fabaceae
Biological process (GO): cytoplasmic stress granule assembly
Cellular component (GO): cytoplasmic stress granule
Molecular function (GO): mRNA binding
Source: RefSeq, a predicted model, not a curated record